Molecule: messenger RNA, 390 nt
Organism: Aspergillus alliaceus
Lineage: Eukaryota; Fungi; Ascomycota; Eurotiomycetes; Eurotiales; Aspergillaceae
Exons: 1
Coding region: 84-287 (67 amino acids)
Source: RefSeq, a predicted model, not a curated record
AACUUUGCCCGAGUCCCUCUAAACCACUCGUCCACUUCUCCAGAAACUGAGAAUGGUACCCUAAUUUACCACAGCCGCUGCGAAUGCACGAUAGGCUUGUCGCUUCCGUUGACGGAACAGGUCCUCAAUCCGCCUGUCUUCAUUUUGCCUACACGCUACUGGAAGUGUUCAUCUUCGGCGCUUACGACCGAUGGUCCGAUCGGCUACUCCGCCACCCUUGUUCGAGGAAAUGGAAGCCUCAACCAAUUUCACCACAGCCCCUGACGACUACAUAUUUUAUACCAUAGAGUCUGACGAGAUCGAACCGACCCCGACCAUAGACCUAUCCAAUGAGAUUAGUGCGGUUCUCAAAGCGGCCGAAAUUAGUGCAGCGAAGAUGCUUCGAUUGUU